UCAAAGGAAAAAACAAAAUGGCGGAUGCCUAUGAAUCAGUAACGAAAGGAUCUUUAAAGCUAAAAGGAGUCGAAGACGGAGGAAUAAAGAAGAAGAAAAAGAAGAAAAAUAAAAACAAAGCUAUCGAAGAUAAACUCAAAAGUAUGGCCAAGGAAAAAGCUACAAGCUCACCAAAAGAACAAUUUGAAGAAGAAGAAGAGAAAGAUACCCGAACUGAAGCACAAAAAGCUUUCGACAAAAUACAGGAGAGGAGGGGAGCCGAAAGAAUUCUUAAAAAAGCCGAGAAAACACACAAACAAAGAGUAGAGAAAUUCAAUGAAUACCUGGAUGAAUUAACUGAACAUUAUGACAUCCCCAAAGUCAGUUGGACCAAGUAAAAAAUACCACUGUUGAUCAUCAACUUUAUACUUUGUACACUAUUAUCAAAAACUUCAGUAUGAAUCUUUGUUAAAUCGGUGAAACUGUGUAGUUCUGCUUUUAUCUGUAUCUUAAUUUUGUAACAACUUCUAUUUUAAGUUUCCAACCUUGUACAUUAUUUUUAAAAAUAACACUUUUCCUGUUAGUAAGUUUAUUAUAUAUUAGUACUUGUAUAUAAAGCACUGUUUCAAAGUCAAUAAAUAUAGAAUCAUAAAAUUCAAGAAUGGUGUAUGAGGAUUCAAGCCCAGCCAAUUUGAGAAAUCAGGUCACAUGAAUGUCUUGUAACCCCUAUGCAUUCUUUAUAAUGAAAAUGCUAAUUAGCUAUAACCACUAGUGGAUGUAUACUGUUCUGACAAAAGUACUUUGUCUAGUAGCUGUAAAUAAGUUCUGUUUCACAAGUAGUCUACAACAUGAGAAGCCAUUUUGUAUUAAAUCUACAAUCACUUGCCUUCGGCUCGUCAUUGUAAAUCUGAUACCGCA
Messenger RNA from Actinia tenebrosa (Australian red waratah sea anemone), 897 nucleotides. RefSeq names its product protein FAM32A-like. Gene Ontology annotation, cellular component: nucleolus. Lineage: Eukaryota; Metazoa; Cnidaria; Anthozoa; Actiniaria; Actiniidae. The record is from RefSeq and is a predicted model, not a curated record.